This is a messenger RNA of Botrytis porri, 873 nucleotides long. RefSeq lists its product as uncharacterized. The record is from RefSeq and is a predicted model, not a curated record. The transcript has a single exon. Lineage: Eukaryota; Fungi; Ascomycota; Leotiomycetes; Helotiales; Sclerotiniaceae. Bases 1 to 873 code for a protein of 290 amino acids.
AUGAGCAUUCCACUGUCCGACCACGUCACAGCUUCAAGUCUCGGAUCUCUCAAGUUUCCUCCGUCACCUCCUCAUAAUAGACAUGAACAUGAACGUUCUGCUCUGACGAAAUCCUACGAUUCUUGUCAUCAUCAUCUUAGUUCCAAAGGACUUGGAGGAACACGAAUUUCUCAAGUCGAGAUUACUUCUUUCUAUUCUCCGGCAAAUUCAUUAUACGAGCCAGAUGGAACAUCAACAAUUGCUUCAACUCCUCCAAUGUCCGGGACACAGCAUAUCAAUGGCUCAUCAACUUCAGUUCAACCUCCAUCAGUUUCCUGUGUCUUGCCUCCAUCUCAAUCUACAGUAGCUCCUCAUUGUCUUCAGUGCAAAGGUCACAAGUAUGGCUUCACAUCAUACUUUCACAACACCGCAAUUUUUCCGGAACCGCCACACGAUCUCCUAAUGUUGGUAGAGCAAUCUUAUCUUCUAAGAAACCGGCUCAAGAGCUUGAUGAUUAACUAUGUCACAAGGAGAGUUGACAAUAGUCGUUUGGAAGCGAUCGCUAAUGAGAUUGUGGAUUGGAAAGGUCGCGUAGAAUGUCUAGCAAGGGAAGUUUUGGUAUCUUCAAUGGGAUUUGAAUUGAAUAUGGAAGGUCUGGAAGCAGUCAAUGAUUGGGCGGCGGAUCUAGUUCAACGAUUGGGCAAUCACGUGAAUGGGUUUCGGAGAAUGGAACUCUCGAAAGAAGACCAGAAGAGAUUACUGAUUGACUUUAAGAAACUAUGGGAAGUGGUCUGGACGAGUUUCAUGGCCGACCGGAAUAAGCGGAACACGCCGAGAAGAUCAUUGCGGUCAAGAGAUGCAGUUGAUAUGGAUUCGCCGGACUCGGAACUUUAA